Molecule: messenger RNA, 3032 nt
Organism: Pundamilia nyererei
Lineage: Eukaryota; Metazoa; Chordata; Actinopteri; Cichliformes; Cichlidae
Gene: rogdi
Product: rogdi atypical leucine zipper
Exons: 11
Coding region: 500-1396 (298 amino acids)
Cellular component (GO): RAVE complex
Source: RefSeq, a predicted model, not a curated record
GGAAGUUCUUAAGCCAGAUAUGGAUUGGUGGGUGGCGCCACUACGCCAGAGCCGUUGGAUGGGAGGGCUCCGCACUAAACACGUGACUAAUUUGAUGCUGCAUUCAGGUGGUUGUCAUAAAACAAUACAAAUGUAGCUUCAUUCUCUCAAACUAAAUGCAGCAGGCGGAAGCUAAAGAGAAGAAGCAUCGUCUGUGUGUAACGACAGCACACAGGUAGUCCGGUAGUAUACAGACUCUAUGGACUGCAGUAGUGAACGUGGGGAAUAUGACGUCUGACUCACAUGAGGCCGGAUUAUAAACUACUGCCGUGACGGAGCAUCGUGCCGUGGUCGCUUUUGUUUGGUUUCUUAUUUCAACUUAUCGCCGUUUCUUUGGGUGCUCAACUUAACUUAACUUGUAUCCGACGUCAGUGAAGGCAACACAGCUUCCAAAGGCCACCGUGAGACGGCGUCACCCCGAGCGAGAGAGGCCGGUGUUUGUUUGUGGUGCCCGGACAAAAUGCUGAAUCCGCAGAGGUCUCUGUCGGAGCUCCCGAAGACGUCGACGGCCAGUCAGGUGGAGCGCGUUGUGCUGGAGGAGGAGUUCAACUGGCUGCUUAAAGAAGAAGUGCACGCUGUCUUAAAGCAGCUCCAAGAUGUUCUCAAGGAGGCAUCCAGACGUUUCUCCAUGCCGACACCAGGCUUUGAAAAUCAGCUGAAGCAGGAGAACUUCAUCCUUGGCAGCUCAACCAGCAUGGAUCAGGUGAAGGGCGUGCUGACUCUGCAGGGGGAGGUGCUGACUCAGGCUGAUAUCAACCUGAAGGUUGCAAAGAGCAGCCAAGUGUUGCACUUCCAGUUUAGAGAAGACAAACAGUGGAAACUGCAACAGAUCCAAGAUGCCAGGAACCACGUGAACCAGGCUCUGCAGCUGCUGAGCAGCCGUGACGAGAGCUACCACUUCAAGUCUGGGGCUGAGGUCAACAAGCUCAUGGAUGGAGUGAUGCUGCAGCUUACACGAGCUCGAAACCGCCUCACUACCCCGGCCUCCAUGACGCUGCCUGAGCUGGCUGCCAGCGGUUUGAUGAAAAUGUUCUCUCCUCCCAUACCCGGGGAUGUCAUGGUCAACUUUUACAUCAACUUAAGCAAACUGUGUCUGACUGUGUACCAGCUCCACGUGCUGCCUGCUAACACCACCAAGAAUUUCAAGCCUGCUGGGAGCUCAGUGCUGCACAGCCCUGGAGCGAUGUUUGAGCUCAACAACAACCGGUUUGAGGUGAGCCAUGUUCACAAAGUGGAGUGUGUGGUGCCUUGGCUGAGCGACACGCUGGUGUUCUUCACCAUAUCCCUGCAGCUCUGUCAGCAGCUGAAGGACAAGAUCUCGGUUUUCUCCAGUUUCUGGAACUACAGACCUUUUUAAUCCUGCAGCCCGUCAUCCUCCAGGCUCCGCUCGGACUCACACUUAGCACUGUGUUGUAAAGGAAGUGUUCAUUAUUUUAGCUAUUUGAAAUGCAGUGUGAUGUCAGAGCGCUAAAGCUCCGCCCCCAGUGAUGUUAGCCCAGAUAGCAGACAGUCCCGUCAGUGCGUCUCAGUACUGCCGUGUGGAUUCAUGUCAUUUGGUUCACUUUAAUAGAAUUAUUUAUUACCCACACUCACAUUCCUGAUUGUGUUUCAGUUGUUUUGUAGAACACUAAUUUUGUACUAAAAGUACGUUUCUUGUACUUGUUCUGUCCCAGCAUGGUGAUCGCUUUGAAAGCUUCCUCGUAGUAAAGUCCUGCCCUACUACUGUAGUGCUGGUACACAGGUGGACACCACAAGCCUGUGUAAAAUGCUCAGAGUCAAACAGUCUGCUGCCACUAACAGCAUCAUCUAUUCACUCUGCUGCAUAGCAUUAACCUCACAUGCAGCAGCAGUGCUGCGUGACAUUGCCUGUGCAUUACUGUUAUGAUGCACAUGGAAAAGGCAGUUUCAGUGGCUGCCAAGCGCAUCAUGUUGGAGUGGGAACAUGAGGAGCAAUCUGUGAUGAAGGUAACAGUUUUCUGUAUUUUUGAUGGGACCAAGAACAUAAACAAAGGAGGAAGGUCUUUGAAGAAGCUCCUGUUGUGUUUCUCCUGCCGUAGCACCUUUCUAAUCUUCCCACAGGAAACAAACCUGCUCCACAGUACGUCGAGGACGGGGCUCUGCUGGAGGCUGUCAUCACUGUACCAGGUCGUUUGGGGUGUAAUGAGUGGCAGUUUGGACAUAGAUGUCAGCUGCUCAGCUCAUUUUACCUGUCACUAGCUGAUUGGCUGACCUGUGUAUGUAGAUACUGAGAUGCUUCUUCACAGAUCUGAGCUCUAAUUGAUCCUGUUUCCAGUUUUAUAAGGUGCACAAUCAACAGAGGAAGUGUUGCUCUAGCUCAGCCUCUUCCUCCGAAUUAUUCCCUCAUUCAGUAUGUGGGUGUGUGGGACACAGUAAGAAUCAAACGUUGUUGUAAUGGGUAAAACAUCUGUUAGGAGUGAUAUCACGAACAUGCCACAGUCUCCCCCUGUGGUCUGCUUUACAGAGAACCACGCACGGCCUAUAUUUACACGUGUCAUGGCUCCUCCAGUCUGCUUUGGUUCCAGUCCUGAUGUGCUGUGUUUGUCUGCUUCUGCACACCGGCCUGAGCUCAGUACAGAUGGCAGCACGUUUGUUUCAGAACAGCAGAAGCUGUAAGAAAACCCAACGAGCAGGAUGAGCAGAAACACAUUUGUGCAAACUGAUGAACACAAACGUGGCUGGAGCAGGGCCCUUCAUCCCUCGACCUCACAUUCCCUGUUUGUUACUACAUGGGUUUAUUUAAAUAAGCUACCUGUGACAUCAUCUGUUGCUGUUUGUAUUCGUCUCGUGUUGAUUUUCUUUGAACCAAAUACUAUUGUAGACAUGAACAAAUGACUUCUUUCCACUAAGUAUUAAUGUAUUUAAAGAUGCCUGUCAUGUAAAAUGUGGAAUGUGUGCAAUUAAACUUUCGUCCUGAUGAACUCUCUUUGGUGAUCUGAAGAUGCAUGUAAUAAAAAAGUCAUCACUGAACUUCA